Molecule: messenger RNA, 661 nt
Organism: Apis laboriosa (Himalayan honeybee)
Lineage: Eukaryota; Metazoa; Arthropoda; Insecta; Hymenoptera; Apidae
Product: peritrophin-1-like
Exons: 2
Coding region: 150-455 (101 amino acids)
Cellular component (GO): extracellular region
Molecular function (GO): chitin binding
Source: RefSeq, a predicted model, not a curated record
AUCAGAUAUUAAUAAAAUGUUGAUAAGCGAUUGCAACGAUAAAUUAUGAAAAAAAAAGUUGACGAAAAAUAUAAAAGAAGAAAGAUAUCGAUAUUGUUAAACAAUCACGUUGCACGCUGUUACGAACAAGCUACGAAUCUGAUUCAAAAAUGAAAGCGAUACUUGCGCUAGCUCUUGCUACUGUUUCGAUAGCCCUUGUUUCCGCAACUCCACCACCUACAUGUCCGCCGAAUGAAGUCGAAGAUGAAGUGAUCCUACUUCCGAAUCCGGAUGAUUGCACAUCUUACUACGCUUGCAACAGAGGAACGCCGUUCUUGAUGAAAUGUUAUCCAGGACUUGAAUUCAAUGCCGAGUUAAAGAUUUGCGAUUGGCCAGAAAGGGCGCACUGCCGAGUAACCCCGGAACCAUCUUCAAGCGAACCCGAGCCAUCGUCCAGUGUUAAACCUGACGAAUAAAGAAUCGAGCCAAAUAAAGAAUCCAAGCCAACAAUCUAAAGAAUCAUUGGAGCGUUCUAUAUAUAAUAAUUAAUAAAUAAAUUAUGUGCAUUAUUAUUUAUGUGGAAUAUCUUUCAAAAACUAGCGGCUAGAAUUUUGUUAGAAAGUAACGAGUAUAAAAAUUCGUUGAUACGUUAAAUAUAAUUUAAUUAUUAUAAAUCUACAAA